AUGGGGGAAAUAAGAGGUCCGCCCAGGGAGAGCCCCCUGUCCCUGGGCCCGAGCGUACGGCGCGUAGCGUUCCGCGCGCACCUCAAAGAGCCAAUAGACCACCACAGACGGGGCCCUAAAGGGCUGAUGUUCAGCCGGGGUUGCGGGGUAAGCGCAAUAAGGUACCGCGACCUCGGCACAGAGCAGGAGAAGGAACAGGGGGAGAAGGUUCUUAGCAAAGAAAAUAAUAGAAAAGUAGAGUGGAAGAUUAGGAAAAAGCGAGCGAAGCAACCAUGCGAAGCGGGGGCGGGCCGCUUUAUUCUUCUUCAUAGUAGUUUCCCGCUUGAAGGAGCCACUCCUUCAAGCGGGAAGCCUGAUGUCAUAUGUUUUGACACGACGCCUUUCUUGUUGGGACGCCUUACUCUUGAACUCAUGGCCUGGGCAAUUUGUUGCCGUCUUUAUUUGGUCUACUACGUGCUCUGGUACAAUCAGAGUUUCGUUGUACUACUAGACGCUCUAUAG
This is a messenger RNA of Spodoptera exigua (beet armyworm), 501 nucleotides long. NCBI's taxonomy places the organism in Eukaryota, Metazoa, Arthropoda, Insecta, Lepidoptera, Noctuidae. The record is from the annotation of a GenBank genome assembly.